CAGAUGGCCCCGGCGAAAGUCCAGAGCCGCCCACACUCACACACACACCGACACACACACUCACGCACACACCCACACCUACAAACACACCCUCACUCACACACACUACCCAAGAGGACCCUUCUGAAACUGUGGCCUCUGACCUCCUGAGAAAACUAGCAGAGCGGCAGGAAGUGAGCUGUUGGCCAGUGAAGGUCAAGCAGGAGGAGGAAGAGCCGUUGGAAAUUGGUCCCGCCCACAUUUACAAUCAACCAAUCACAGAGCAGAUGUGUCUCUCUACAAUGAACGGGAGUAAUAACAUGCCCAACAUCAAAACAGAAGAGCAAGAACUGUGUGGAGCCACGAGGCCUGACCCCAUGAACCCCAGAUCCAACAUGGCCGAUCAUGUCAUCAAAACUGAAGGCGGAAGGUUCCAUUGUGGAGAAUCGAUGGGGGAGCAGAUUGAAACCGACACACCCCCCGGGGCAAAGAUGGCAGAGCAGUGUCUGAAAGCCGUGUUAUGGCAGGACAUGUCUGUCAACCUGGCCUCCACUCUUCUACACCAGCUUUCAGAGAGGGCCAGCAGGACCAGCCUACAAACGGAGAGGACUGCGCCCUCUACUGGAACCAGUCCUGCAUUGAAACUGAACGUGGAACAAACACCUUCCCCUGCUUCACAACUAGAGUCUGGAAACACACCAGGGAUGGAAAUUUCAGACGGAACCAAGAACUACUUCUACAGGUGUCACGUGUGCGGGUUUGAGACGGAGGGGCGUGGCCUGUUCCAUGGGCACAUGACGGAGCACCGCCAAUGGGAGCGAAGAUCUUUCUCUCUGCAUUGCUGUGUGUGUGACCACUCAGCCAAUCAGGAGACAGACAUGCAGGCGCACACGGACACACACACAGCCGGAGAAACACAUACGCCUGGAGAUGCACACACACCUGGAGAUACACCUGCUAUGGCUGGGGAGAUGAGAUGCCCCUUCAACCCCCCCACCUCCAGCAGUGUUCCAGUUGCCAUGGAGACCCAGCCCCAGAGCGCCGAGCAUCGCUGCCGCAUCUGCCAGAGGUCGUUUCCGGGGCAACAGGAGCUCCUGGUUCACUUCAAGGGUCAUCGUCAAGGCAACCAGUACAGGUGCGACAGGUGCGGUCACCUGACGCGGACAGCCAACAAGCUGGUGGAGCACGUGCGCGUGCACACCGGGGAGCGGCCCUUCACCUGCCACCUGUGCCCCUACAGCGCCAAGCGCCGGGACAGUCUGCGUCUGCACUGCAAGGUCAAGCACGGCGCCCAGGCCGCCGUGCACGCUCCCAGCACCGUGCACACCCACCGCUCCUACGUGCACGGCGGCGGCGACAGCGCGCGGGGCUCCAAACACACGGAGCUCCUGCACAAACACGCCCCGGCCAGCUCCCCUGCUCUGCACCCCUCGCUCACAGACCUCUCCCCGCUCCUCUCCAUCACCACCCUUCUUCUCUAA
Gadus chalcogrammus (walleye pollock) is the source of this 1460-nucleotide messenger RNA. Its product is annotated as zinc finger protein 205-like. Bases 267 to 1460 code for a protein of 397 amino acids. Lineage: Eukaryota; Metazoa; Chordata; Actinopteri; Gadiformes; Gadidae. Gene Ontology annotation, molecular function: DNA-binding transcription factor activity, RNA polymerase II-specific; RNA polymerase II transcription regulatory region sequence-specific DNA binding. The transcript is spliced from 8 exons. Gene Ontology annotation, cellular component: nucleus. Gene Ontology annotation, biological process: regulation of transcription by RNA polymerase II. The record is from RefSeq and is a predicted model, not a curated record.